AUGUUAUUUUUUUACCAAGGAAAAUCAAUAAAUAGAUCUCAAAUCUUGGAGAAACAAGAUCAGGAUAACACUAAUAUUUUAUUAGAAUCAGAAAAAAUAAAAAAAUUAAUUGAUUCUGAGUUCCAACAAGUAGAAUAUAUUAACAACAUAAAUGAAUAUAAGAAAAAAAUCAAUGAACUUGAAUCUCAAAAUAAAGAAUUAUUAUCUGAAAAUAAAGAAUUAUUAUCUGAAAAUAAAGCAUUAUUAUCCAAAAAUAAAGCAUUAUUAUCUAAAAAUAAAGCAUUAUUAUUCAAAAAUAAAGCAUUAUUAUCUGAAAAUAAAGAAUUAUUAUCUGAAAAUAAAGCAUGA
This is a messenger RNA of Entrophospora sp. SA101, 348 nucleotides long. The record is from the annotation of a GenBank genome assembly. Lineage: Eukaryota; Fungi; Glomeromycota; Glomeromycetes; Entrophosporales; Entrophosporaceae.